GUCAAUUGUCAGCUUGUCAAAAGAUGCAGCAUGCCUCUGGAUUUGAGUCACACCCAGUGAAGCAAUAAGCUCUGCCAGAGCUAAAAAUAAUACACUAUCUCAACUGAUAAACUAGUCUGUAAGUGGGUGUACAACUGGAAAGGGUAAACUACUCUAUUCAAGACUGUUCUGCUCCAGUUGAACAAAACAAAGAAGCAGCUUUAUCAACAUUGUUUCAGCAAUGGAAGGAGUAGUUAUACGGCAUUGGGUGGAAACUCCAAUACGUUAUCAGGAGCAUUUUGCUGAUCAAGAUUUGGAUGCGUGCAAACUAAACCACUCUCUGUAUGCCUUGCCAGGCCCAGCAACAGCCACUCGGACAAAGAAUAUACAUACAGUCAAGAGUACUGCUGAAACAGAGCAGAACCAUACAGAUGAAGAAAAGCCUAAAUUUCAAGUCUUACUAGAUGUUGUGCAGUUCCGUCCUGAAGAUGUUAUCAUUCAAACCUUUGAAGGCUGGCUCCUGAUCAAAGCUCAGCAUGGACCCAGGAUGGAUGAACAUGGCUUUAUAGCCAGAAGCUUUACUAGACAAUACAAAUUGCCAGACAGAGUUGAAACAAAAGAUCUGAAUGCUCUUUUCUGUCAUGAUGGCAUUUUGGUUAUUGAAACUAAGACCCUGAGCAAGAAAUGAAUUAUAGACUUUUUGUUACUGGUGAGACAAUAUUGUUCCUACUAUAGCUUAAGCAAUUAUGUACUGUGGUGCUCUGCAUGCAGAACUGCAUUUACAAUGAAGAUAAAGACAAGCCUUUGCAUAUUUUACCCAGUUUGAUUGUUUGAUGUGAAAGACAGUAUUUGCUCCCAACAGCUGCUGAUGUACGGACAUUCAUAACAAGGCUAUCUGACAGAACAGCAUGAAGGCUUGAAAGGAUGUACAAGAUGAAUGCAAAAGAAUGUGUAAAGGGAAGGUUUUACUAAAGAAGAGCAGAAACAGGAAGCUGCGUUUGGAAUCUUAAGGCACUUGUAUUCAAGAGGCAAAAGAUUUAAGCCUAGAGCACAUUUUUAUUGAAAUAGGAUUUUCAUGCUGGAAACUGCUGCAUUAUUAGCACUGUGGCCAUGAUCCGAAGAAGUAAUCUGUGUAUAAGUAAACCAACCAGACAGGUGGACCUCUCUUUAAAGUUUGCCCUAUAGCACCUAUAACAACUCCUGCUCCUGAAGAGGUAAAUCAACUUCUAAACCGAACAAUGACUUCUCAUUCCCAGAUAUAUUAAUAUACUGUAUUGAACAAUUGAUCUUCAAAGUGUUUUUUCUCCAGCUAAGAUUUGUUAUAUAUGCUCUUCUAAAUACUUCAACAUUCUGCUUUUGGGAGAACAGCAGCUGUGUAAGUAAGUCUGCUCCUUUCAAGUGUAGUUAAAAUAAGUAUGACUGCUGAGCUAUGAAUAGUAAAGGAAUUCAAAGGAGAAAGAGCCAAGCUAAAUACAGGCUCUCAUUAUGGGCACCUGUCAUUUGGACACAUUAAAAGAUAAAAUAUUGUUGCAAUUUAU
Lacerta agilis (Sand lizard) is the source of this 1517-nucleotide messenger RNA. RefSeq names its product heat shock protein family B (small) member 3 (gene HSPB3). Bases 221 to 667 code for a protein of 148 amino acids. Gene Ontology annotation, cellular component: cytoplasm; nuclear speck. The transcript has a single exon. Lineage: Eukaryota; Metazoa; Chordata; Lepidosauria; Squamata; Lacertidae. The record is from RefSeq and is a predicted model, not a curated record.